AAAUAUGGACAUGGAUUGGAUUCGCAGUUUCUUCUAGGCAUUUAGCAACACAGAUGACAGGCUCCAUAGUCCUAAAUCUACAAUUCCCGCGGGUAACUGAUCUUAGGUUUCGUUCUUACCCUCUUUCUAAUCAACAUUCUUCAUCAUCUGCGCAUUUGAUUUGCUCUCCUACACGCCCUCGAAUUUCUCGCCUUGUCAAGGUUACUGCUGCGUCGUCAAUGGAGGUCGAGCAGGGUGGAAAAUCUGCGCCUGUUGGCAGCACAGCUCCGAUGAAGCUCUUAUUCGUCGAGAUGGGUGUUGGCUACGAUCAACAUGGCCAAGAUAUCACGGCGGCUGCAAUGCGAGCCUGCAGGGAUGCCAUAUCUUCCAAUUCGAUUCCAGCAUUCCGUAGAGGUUCAAUUCCUGGAGUCACAUUUGGAGAGAUGAAACUACAGAUCAAGCUUGGAGUUCCACACUCUCUUCAACAAUCCUUGGAUGCGUUUUGCUCCUUUCUUUGUCGUCUGGAUUUUAAGUCUCGAGUUAUUUACCGUGGCUUUACCCUAACCACCACAAUAUCCUUCGAGCGUUUUCCAAGUUCUUCUCAGCUACUUGUGCUGCAACCUCCAGAUGGAAAGAUUAUGAAUGUUGAUGUCGUUGAUGGUGGCUUAAUAUGCUCCAGCGGUGUGCAUGUGGAAGAAAUGGGAGACAAAAAUGAUGACUGUUACAUAGUAAAUGCUGCUGUUUAUGUUGGCUACUAAUUUUUGUUGCCUCAUAUUCGUAAACCUUGAGAAUUAUUCACCCCUCCUCGGAGACAGCUGAACAGUUCUAAACCAUGUAUUCGCUAGGUGCUUAGUCAUCUUCGAUUGUAACUAUACAGUUGUCUCAGCUUGAUGCAUGCAUUGAUGUUUCAGUUUC
Cucurbita maxima (winter squash) is the source of this 894-nucleotide messenger RNA. RefSeq lists its product as uncharacterized. Lineage: Eukaryota; Viridiplantae; Streptophyta; Magnoliopsida; Cucurbitales; Cucurbitaceae. The record is from RefSeq and is a predicted model, not a curated record. Bases 54 to 737 code for a protein of 227 amino acids. The transcript has 5 exons.